UUCGAACGUUUGAAAGAUAUCAAGCAAUUGGGCCUCUGUUACUGGGUUUUUCCUGGUGCUUCCCAUAACAGGUCAGCCAAUAGCUAUGGUUGGUCACUGUCAGUUUUGCCAACAGGUUCAGUUUUGGGGCAGGAAGGGUAGGCCCCCUUGCUAUGUCCCUGUCAGCCAGUCAGUCAAAUUAUAUCAGUUCACUACAGAUUGAGAGGUAUACAAUUACCUGAAAAAUACAAGGAGAAUUUCUCCUCUAUGUUUUGAGUGAAGCCUUCAUCACAAAGUUAGUAGUGUGGGCCACGAAAACUGUUUGUCAGUCUAUUAGUCAAACAGGUGAUUAGUCUGUGAACUCAGAUGUCAUUUCUAUGCUCGGAGUGAAAAUUAAACGUCAGAAAUGCUGUUUGGGUUCACAGACUAACUGGUGAUAAGAUGGUUUCUAAACAAAGAUAUACACUGUUUUAGGUAGUUCAGAUACAAACUGCAACAGUUAUAAGGGAUACAAUUUUAUGCAUCAUUUUAAACACAUGUAGGUUUGAACACUGCCUCGGUACAGCACAUCUCUGUGGCAAACUAAUUGACACCCUGUGUAACCUGCACCGUGGUGAAAUUGAAAUUACCAAGAAAGAAUCGCUCUGCAUAAAAAUUGCUGGCUUGUGUCACGACUUGGGACAUGGACCAUUCUCACAUUUCUUUGAUGGUGUAUAUAUCCCACGUGCGAUACCUGGUUCCCAAUGGAAACACGAGAAGGCGUCCUGUGAUAUGUUUGAUCACAUGAUUGCAUCAAAUCCUAGCCUGGCUGAAAGUUUUGAAGAGGAGUAUUUGGGCAGAGAAGAGAUUGAUUUUAUUAAAGAAUUGAUUCUAGGUUGGUGCACUUGUUUG
Molecule: messenger RNA, 870 nt
Organism: Paramuricea clavata
Lineage: Eukaryota; Metazoa; Cnidaria; Anthozoa; Malacalcyonacea; Plexauridae
Source: the annotation of a GenBank genome assembly